AUGGAUACAUUCCCAGAGUACACUAGUUUAGAGGAUGCUAUAAUGCUACUCGCACCUCCUGAUUCUUCAGAGGAAGAUGAAUAUAUUACCUUAUAUAAAUUCGAAGAGGAACCUCUAGAACCCAUGCAAGUGUCCCAACCGGAAGUUCCGAUACAAAAGAAACUUUUCAUACCACCCCCUUCAUUAGUCUUGAAAGAAGUAAAAAAUUAUGCUCCACAACAAAAGCGUAUCGCCAGGACGAGACUCUCAUCCACUGAUAUCGUAGUUCUCGCCGCUCUUGUAGCCGUUGCUGUUGCCGCUCCACAAUACAAGGAUGAGAAGGAUGCUUACGUCGUUAGGCAAGAGUUGGAUAACAUCGGCGUCGAUGGAUACCAACAAGCUUAUGAAACUAGCAACGGAAUCUCUGCCUCCGAGCAAGGACAAGUCAUCAACGCCGGUCAAGAAAACGAAUCCAUCGCUGUUCGUGGACAAUUCUCUUACGUUGGCCCAGAUGGUGUCACCUACACCGUCACCUACGUUGCUGAUGAGAACGGUUUCCAACCACAAGGAGCUCACAUCCCUAAAGCCGAAUAAUAAG
Messenger RNA from Nicrophorus vespilloides, 577 nucleotides. Its product is annotated as flexible cuticle protein 12-like. The record is from RefSeq and is a predicted model, not a curated record. The transcript has 3 exons. Gene Ontology annotation, cellular component: chitin-based extracellular matrix. Gene Ontology annotation, molecular function: structural constituent of chitin-based larval cuticle. NCBI's taxonomy places the organism in Eukaryota, Metazoa, Arthropoda, Insecta, Coleoptera, Silphidae. The coding region runs from base 1 to 573 and encodes 190 amino acids.